UGCCUUGUGUACGCAUUCCUCCGCCCCGCGAUGGGUCGGUCACUCUCCCAGAGACUGUUGACUAUCACAGAAGGCAUCACCCUGACAGACCCUUCUUCGUUUUCAAUGCGGACGGCAGUCCUGACAUCACUGAAAUCUCCUAUUUCGAGUUUGCCCGCGCAACUGACCGAGUAUCCCACUAUCUGAGACCCGGUCGACAAGGACCAGAGAAGCAGGUGGUUGCUCUCAUCGCCCUCUCGGACAGCCUGCUCUACCAGGCUGUCUCCUUGGGUAUCAUGAGGGGCGGUAUGAUUGCAUACCCGAUGUCACCUCGAAAUACUGCAGCAGCAACAGUCAAUAUGAUUAAAGAAACCGAUUGUCACCGCCUGAUCACAACACGCGAGACUUUGCGCCCUCUCAUCGACGAAGUCGAGAGUCUGUUGGCUGCUGAUUCCUAUGAAGUCUCUAUCGAAGAAGCCCCUCCUCUCCUGGAGAUAUUCCCUCAACUCGGCCACGAGAAGGAGGAGGACCCUUGGGAACCCUAUCCAUCCGCACCUCGCCCUCCUCUUGACGAUGUCUUGGUGUACCUUCAUUCCUCCGGCAGUACUGGGUUCCCGAAGAGCAUUCCUCAUACAUACAGAGCCAUAGUCCAUUGGGCCACCUUCCGGCCUCUGACGGAUAUCCGCGAUCACAAGGUCCAAAUUCGGUCUGCCGGCAUGGCCCUGCCGUGCUUCCACACCAUGGGCAUGGUCUCUCACCUGCUCACUGGGCUGUAUGCAAUGGUUCCGAGUGGACUGUACCCUCCGAUCGCGACGACGCCCAAAUCUCUUCCAGUGAUGCCGACUCCGCAGAACAUUCUGGACCACCUCGUCCGAACCAAGUGCAAUGCGAUCAUCAUCCCGCCGGCCAUCCUCCAAGUCUGGGGUAACGACCCAAAGGCAGUGGAACUCCUUGCUACCUUGGAAUACGUUGCCUUUGCGGGUGGUGCUGUACCACCGAAACUUGGGAACUACAUGGCUGAGCAGGGCGUGUAUCUGACGCAAAUAUAUGGAGCGACGGAAUUCGGUACCCCAACCCAUUUUUUCCGCAAGGAAGGCGACGAGAUGGACUGGGAGUACAUUAGCUUCUUCGAGGAUAUCAACCUCCGCUGGGUUCCUCAGGGCGAUGGAACGUUCGAGAGCCAGUUCUUGGCCUGCGAGAAGCAUUGCAUCUCUAUCGAGAAUCUUCCGGACGUGCGAGGAUAUUCCACGUCUGACCUGUGGAUCCCCCACCCAACGAAGCCAUACUUUUGGAAGAUGGUUGGAAGGCUAGACGAUGUGAUUGUUCACACUUCUUCAGAGAAGACCGUGCCUGCGCCAAUGGAGGACGUCCUCAUGAGCAGCCCCUAGUUCAUGGGUGUCGUCAUGUUUGGACGCAACCAUGAUCAAACUGGCGUUCUUGUCGAACUCAAGCCCCAGUAUGCGAUUGACGUCAACAACGAGGAAGACGUUGUCAAAGCACGCAACAUGAUCUGGCCGAUUGUCGAGGCAGCGAACAAGGUCGGGCCGGCGUUCAGCAGGAUCUUCAAGGAGAUGAUUCUGUUUGUAUCCACAGACAAGCCUUUGCCUCGUGCUGGGAAGGGCACCGUCAUGCGCAAGGCUGCAUUGAGGGCGUAUGAAGCUGAAAUUGAAGACGUGUACGCCAAAGUCGAGGCUACUGUGAAGGUUGACACAGUCACGCCGCCUGCCUCAUGGACCAAGGCCGACACCGAGGCAUGGCUCAAAGCUCAAUGUGAAGACAUCCACUCUGACAGGAAAUUUUCGGUCUCAGGCGACCUAUUCGAGCAGGGCAUGGACAGUCUCAGUGCCACCAUUCUUCGCCGCCGCAUCGUCGGUGCUAUGCAAUCCCACAGCAUUGUCCAGAAAGCCGCUAAGCUUGUCUCCCAAAUCACCAUCUACGACCACCCUUCGAUCGCCAAGCUCGCUGCUUUCCUUGACGGCGUCGUCGUUGACCCCGCCAACUUCGUUGUCACGAUGAGCAGGACGGAGGCGAUGGAGCAGAUGAUCGCGAAGUACUCGACGGGAUUGACUCCGCUUGCUGAAGCACAGGAUGCGCGCAAGCCGAUCAAGGAUGUCGUCGUGCUUCUGACUGGAUCGACUGGCAACCUAGGCUCGCAGCUGCUCGAAGGUUUGAUUCGCAACAAGAAGGUCAAGAAGAUCUACACGCUUACUCGACCUGCGGCGAGCAAGUCUGUGAAGGAGAGACAUGCUGAGCGAUUUGUCGACAAGGGCUUCGACGUCAGCCUGCUUUCAUCGGGGAAGAUUGUGUUCUUGGAGGCAGAGGCAUCUCAUCGACACCUAGGCCUGAAGAAAGAUGUAUAUGAAGAGGUACGCAACUAUGUCAACGUCAUCAUCCACAACGCAUGGAAACUCGAUUUCAACCUCUCGCUUUCAUCUUUCGAACCCAAUGUGCAAGGCACUCGGAAUCUUGUUGAUCUAGCUCGGGCAAGCGAUCAUGCAUCAUCCCUCAAGUUCCUCUUCACGUCGUCCAUCGCCUCCGCUUUUUCAUGGGAUCGAAACCUUGGUCCAUAUCCUGAGGAGGUUGUCCAAGACCCGAAGUAUGCUGUAGGCAACGGCUACGGAGAGAGCAAAUAUGUGGCAGAGAGGGUCAUCGCAAUCAGUGGUCUGCAAGCAACUUCGUUCAGAAUUGGACAAAUAUCUGGGGGCAGACCAAAUGGAGCGUGGGCAGCAUCUGACUGGGUGCCCAUUUUCAUCAAAUCAAGCAUUCAACUGGGUGCUCUUCCUUCAGCCAUUGGCGUUGCCUCAUGGCUUCCAAUGGACGCCGUCUCACAGACUAUAAUCGACAUCGCCUUCGCUAGUGGGAAUGCUCCAGCUCUCAACAUCGUACAUCCCUACCCCGUCACUUGGGACUACAUCAUUGCGGCUCUCAAUGAGGCUCUCGUCCAGGAGGGCAUUGUCAGCCAGAAACUUUCCAUCGUCGACUUCCAGAGCUGGUUCUCUCGCCUUGAAGCGAAGUCCCAAGAGGCUGGUGAAAAGGAAAUCAACGACAUUGCCGCGAUCAAAUUGCUUCACUUCUUCCGCGUCAUGUCUCAAGUCGACGUUAACCUCCGCCAACAUAGAAAUGAAAAGGUCGAAAGCGGUGGAUUAUCUACUUUCUCCACUGCCAGAAUUCAAGGCAUCAGCGGCACGAUGAAGGAGCUCCCUCCUGUCAGCCACUCCGAUGCUGCCUUGUGGAUCAAAUAUUGGAAGACUGCCGGCUUAUUUCGGGACUGAG
This is a messenger RNA of Cyclocybe aegerita, 3252 nucleotides long. The record is from the annotation of a GenBank genome assembly. NCBI's taxonomy places the organism in Eukaryota, Fungi, Basidiomycota, Agaricomycetes, Agaricales, Hemipholiotaceae.